Molecule: messenger RNA, 753 nt
Organism: Tremella mesenterica DSM 1558
Lineage: Eukaryota; Fungi; Basidiomycota; Tremellomycetes; Tremellales; Tremellaceae
Exons: 2
Cellular component (GO): cytoplasm
Source: RefSeq, a predicted model, not a curated record
ACUAUCGAAAGAGAUGAACGAUUAAAGAAAUUAAAUCAUUUGAUCAUUGUACCUGGACAUGCUAUUUGGAUCGGCAAUGAUGUUGAUAAGAUUGAAAAUGAUGAUGAAUGGAUAUUACAAGAUAUGCAAAAAGGUGGUAGUGUGAAAACUUUUUUGAAACAUUUGAAAGAAGGGGUGGAAAGGAUGAAGGUGGAUGAGAAAUCUUUAUUGGUUUUUUCCGGAGGUGCAACCCGUCCUUCCCCCUCACCUCCACUUUCCGAAUCCCUAUCAUACUAUCUACUAGCUUCAUCUCUCAAUUUAAUCCCAACAACAUCAUCGCAUCCUUCCAUCCUCCCUCUAAGCGCAAGAACAACAACAGAAGAAUACGCAUUAGAUUCAUAUCAAAAUCUUUUAUUCAGUAUAUCUCGUUUUCAUGAAAUAACAACGAAUUAUCCUGAAAGAAUAACAGUCGUGGGAUACGGUAUGAAAUCUUUCCGUUUUGUUAAUCUUCAUAGAGCGACCAUAGGUUUCCCAUUGGAAAAUUUCGAUUAUGUCGGGAUUGACGAUUCAGGUGAUGUUAGAAAACAUUAUGAGGGAGAAUGGAAAUUUGGUUUUUUACCUUUUUUAAAAGAUCCAACAGGUUGUCAUGAUCCUUUGAUAUUGAAGAAGAUUAAUAGAAAUCCUUGGAUAAAAUAUCAUGGUUAUCAUGUUUCUUGUCCGGAAUUGAGAGGUUUAUUGGAGUGGUGCCCUCCUGAUGAGGAUUUUGAGUUGGGU